Messenger RNA from Tricharina praecox, 1426 nucleotides. Its product is annotated as ThiJ/PfpI. Bases 388 to 1137 code for a protein of 249 amino acids. The transcript is spliced from 2 exons. The record is from RefSeq and is a predicted model, not a curated record. NCBI's taxonomy places the organism in Eukaryota, Fungi, Ascomycota, Pezizomycetes, Pezizales, Pyronemataceae.
CUACUUCUUUACUAUGGGACCCCAAGUCGACUGUGGUAGUUACAGUCCAUCACUCAACAUCGUUGGACUCGGCCGAAUAAUGAACCGUCCCCAACUCCGAUCCGAUGAAUAAGAAAAAAGACUCACAACUCCGAGGCGGAUUCGGAGCGGGUAGGGCUGCAGUCAGCACCAGUUGAAAUUCGGCUUCGUAUGCCGCAUCAUAUCCUUUCUGAGCACAUUGCUCCGUGGUGGACAAAGUAAUCGACUGAUGUUUCAGUCAGCGAGCCUAAAAAGCAGCCGUAUUGAUGCAUCUCUGACUGUGCCCUUCGGCGGCCGGGAAAGCGAUUGAACACCUGUGGAGUAUAAAGACACCGACCCGACUCCCCGUGCUCAGCAAAACAUCUCAAUAUGAGCCCAACACUCCACAGCCUCUCCAUUUCCCUCAUACUUCUUCUCAGUAGUCUCAUCAUGUCUGCCUGUGCCUCUCCUCGCAAUAUCUCCAUCGGAGUACUGUACCUGGAUCACUACCAAUACCUCGAUGCCGCCGGCCCCAUCGACAUAAUCGGAAUGUCGUCUACAGCGUACGCUGGUAGAUUCGCACCCGAAGCUAUCAAAGCCCUCGCCCCAGAGAUAAUCUGGCACCACGUUUCCGCUACAUACCCGAAGCCAAUGCAGGCCUCGUCGGGUCCUCCUUCGCUCCCGUCAACAAACCUCAGCUCCUGUCCCAAGCUCGACUACCUCCUCAUUCCAGGCCCAUCACCAACGCUGAUCCUCACGGAGGAGGAAAAAGAAUUCAUCAUUAGGAAGUCCGAGGAGGUCGAGGCGGUCAUGACGAUUUGUACGGCUGGCCUGAUUUUGUCUCAGACGGGACUGUUGGAGGGGAAGAAGGCGUGUACGAACAAAGUCUCCCUGGCCGCGCGAGCAGCGGCUGGAACGGUACCCAAGGGCGUGCACUGGGUGAGUGAUCGCAGAUGGGCGGUUGAUGGGAAGUUUUGGAGCAGUGCGGGGAUCACGGCGGGAAUGGAUUUGGCUGUGCAGUGGGUUAGGAGGGUUGUGGGCGAGGAGAUGCUGCAGUGGGUCAAGGAGGUGGCUGAAUAUGAUCCGAUUGAGGCUGGAGGUGAUAGGUUUUCGUACUUGUUGACGGGAGCUGAAUUGUAAGGGAGGGAGGGACGAUGGUGCUAUUCAAGCUUAUUACUGGUUCUUUCCUAUGAGAUGGCUAGGCUAUAGAAUUUAUUUAUCAAUUUUGUCUUUCUCAUUGUAAUCCCAUACUCCUCAAACUCUAUCUAUUAAUCGUCAAACCGCACCUGCCUAAUUCCGUUGACACAUAAAGAUUCCCAGAGCACAUGAGACUCUCGUCCGUCGGAUACCUCCGUUCAAUCUAUACCGCAUAAACAAAAUUUUGAAGAACUUUCUGAACCUAGUUGCAAAUCAGUCUGGAUCCAAUGAG